Molecule: messenger RNA, 1661 nt
Organism: Sorghum bicolor (sorghum)
Lineage: Eukaryota; Viridiplantae; Streptophyta; Magnoliopsida; Poales; Poaceae
Product: proline-rich receptor-like protein kinase PERK2
Exons: 1
Coding region: 431-1177 (248 amino acids)
Source: RefSeq, a predicted model, not a curated record
UGCAUGCCACCGAGCUGUAGCCCGGAGGUGGAGGGUGGGCUUUCUUCAAGGCCAUUCCCUAGCUCUCUAAACUAGAUAGCAGGAGGAGGAAGAUAACAUCUAGCUUCUGCUUCCUCUUUGGUUUUCUUCGUCCUUCCUUUUUUCUUUGUUUUUAAUUUCUUUCUUCGAUCUAAACUCGCCUACCAUCGAUCCUUACUAGCAUCCUUGCUGUUUUUUCUUCCCCAAGGAUUUUGCUAGCUAAUCUCUCUUGCAGAUUUCACUUCAAACUAAUACAACUUCUCUCAGCUCUUAACCAUCGAGUUCUCCUUUUAUAUACUUCCUUUUAUUUCCAUUCAGCAAUCAAUAUCGAAAACCUGUCUUUUUGAGAGCAAAAUAUAGCGCAAAGACUACUUAAGAAGCUUUUGUCCGAUAGAAGAUCAACAAAAACAAGAUGGAAAACGUUCUCCUGGAUCGAUCAUCUAGAAGCCUUGAGUUCCCGAAGAGGUCCCAGCUUGGUCGCAGCCGGCGGGGGCCAGCAGCUGGCGCGAGGCCGGCGGUGCCGGGCGGCGGCUCGUACAGCUCCUUCCCGACGUGGCAGCAGCCAUUCAAUCAUCACCUGCAGAAAGGUGGCGCGUGGACCUCCGCUCCCGCGCUUCCAUACGCGAGGCCUCCGACGAUGAUAUACUCGUCGCCGUCUCUUCCUCUCCUGCCGUCCAACCAGCCGCCGCUCCUGCCGCUCCCACCCACCGCCACCAAGUACGCUACUUUCCCCUGCCUACCACCAGCAGCUCCAUCUCCACCACCGCCGGCGCCACGCGCCGCCGGCAAGGCAGCAGCAGCAGCCCCCGCGCCGCUGCCACGCCAGAGGGACAGGAGGAGGAGGCCGUCAAGGCCGCCGCCGCCGGCGACGGAGAGGUCUGCAGCGCAGAAGAAGCCGCUGGAGCGGGCGACGCCUCUGCCGCCCGCGCCAGUGGUGACGGAGGCACUGGACGACCUCGAGCAGGAGGUGGCCAGGAACUUCGUUGAGGACCUGCUGCACAUGCUGGCGCCGCCGCCAAGCAGCCUGCCGCUGCCCAGCUUCUCCCUCGUCGUGAAAGCCUGCCCUGCCAAGGACACCAGAUUGGUGGCGCCGGCCGCGCCGUCCUGCAACGUGGAGGCCGCCACCGCCGACGGCAUCCGCGGCCUCCUCCGUCUGUAGGACAGCAGGAGAAGGCCAACCUGGCGUGCUUGGUAUUCCAUAAUUAAUAUUUCCCCGCCAAUAUUAUUUCUUUGGUUGGGAAAAUUAAAUGCGUACUAAAGGUGGAAAAAUAAUGGAAGAAAAGAUGUGACGCUCGAGCCAUGGUCGGUCGAGUUGUCCGUAGUGUGACUGUGAUGUUGGCGUUGGAUGGAUGCUACCUCUGGCGGGCGGUGCAAAAGCGAGAGGAAGACGACGACGAUGUCAGCUAAGGUUAGUUUGUGUGAGACGUUGUAUGGUAGAUAUCUAGGGUUUUACGUUAGUGUCUACCACCGUACUCCACUAUAUAUACUGCUUUUCUUGAUUGGGUGAUGUGUUUUUGAAUUACCUUGUAUCAAGAGUUGACUACAUAUAUACGAUGUAUGCAAGUGUGUGACGUUAUUAUAUAUAUAUAUACAGAAACUGUGUGGCUGUGUGCUUCAUAAGUAUAUUGAAAUGUUGAAAUGUU